GCCGGCUUCGCGCUCCGCACAGCGGCGAGACGGGGCUGUCCCUCCGUCGGUCGCCUGCGCGAAACCCCGCCCCGGGAGGUGUCACGGAGCUCCGCUGAUAAAAGCCCGGCCCUGCGGUGUCGCGUUCUCAGCUCUGGACUCGGGAGGCUCCGUUUCCUGCUCCUGGAGGGGGACGCGCUGCAGACGACAACCCCGGCGGGAGAACAUUUGAGGAUAGGAAUAGGCCAAGUCCUGAGAAGAUGAGUCUUAGGAUUGAUUCGGAUACAAACUUUCCUGAGUGUGUUGUAGAUGCAGGAAAAGUCACCCUUGGGACUCAGCAGAGGCAGGAGAUGGACCCUCGCCUGCGGGAGAAACAGAAUGAAAUCAUCCUGCAAGCACUGUGUGCUCUGCUGAAUUCUGGUGGGGGUGUAAUCAAGGCUGAGAUUGAAAACAAAGGCUACAAUUAUGAGACUCAUGGAGAAGGACUGGAUGUGCCUCCAAUUUUCAGAAGCUAUUUAGAUGCAAUGCAGAAGGAAAACUACUUUUUGAUGUUUGUGAAAUCAUGGAACACAGAGGCUGGCGUGCCACUUGCUACCUUAUGCUCCAAUUUGUACCACAGACAGGGAACAUCCACUGAUGUCAUGGAUUCUCAGGAAGCUCUGGCAUUCCUCAAAAGGAGAACUCAGACUCCUAUGAAUAUUAAUGUUUCCAAUUCAUUAAGUCCACAGGCAGCUCAGGGCAGUUUACAAUAUGAAGGUAACAUAAAUGUCUCAGCUGCUACUUUAUUUGAUAGAAAGCGGCUUCAGUACCUGGAAAAACUCAACUUUCCUGAGUCUACACGUGUUGAAUUUGUGAUGUUCUCAACAGAUGCGUCACACUGUGUUAAAGACAGACUUCCGAAGUGUGUUUCUGCAUUUGCAAAUACUGAAGGAGGAUGGGUAUUUUUUGGUGUGCACGAUGCGACUUGUCAAGUGAUUGGAUGUGAAAAAGAGAAGAUAGACCUUACCAGCUUGAGGACUUCUAUCGAUAGCUGUAUUAAGAAGCUACCUGUCCAUCAUUUCUGCACACAGAGGCCUGAGAUACAAUAUGUCGUUAACUUCCUUGAAGUACAUGAUAAGGGGGCCCUCCGUGGAUAUGUCUGUGCAAUCAAGGUGGAGCGAUUCUGCUGUGCAGUGUUUGCCAAAGUACCUAGUUCCUGGCAGGUGAAAGACAACCGUGUGAGACAAUUGCUCACAAGAGAAUGGACUGCUUGGAUGAUGAAAGCCGACCCAGAUCUUUCCAGGUGUCCUGAGAUGGUCCUUGCGCUGAGUUUGUCAUCUGCCACACCCCUCAGCAGCACUGUGUGCAUUCAUAAGAAUUUGGAAGGUCUGAAAGAGCAGCAGAAACACUACUUUCCAGUAUUUUCAGACAGAGUGGUGUAUACUCCAGAAAGCCUCUACAGGGAGCUCUUCUCACAACAUAAAGGACUCAGAGACUUAAUAAAUACAGAAAUGCGCCCUUUUGCUCAAGGAAUAUUGAUUUUUUCUCGAAGUUGGGCUGUGGACUUAGGUCUGAAAGAGAAGCAGGGGGUCAUCUGUGAUGCUCUUCUAAUUUCCCAGAACAACACCCCUAUUCUCUAUACCAUCUUCAGCGAGUGGGAUGCAGGGUGCAAGGGCUAUUCUAUGAUAGUUGCCUAUUCUUUGAAGCAGAGGCUGGUGAACAUAGGUGGUUACACUGGGAGAUUAUGCAUCACUCCCUUGGUCUGUGUGCUGAAUUCUGAUAGAAGCUCACAAGGUGUUUACAGUUCAUAUUUACAAAUUUACCCUGAAUCCUAUAAUUUCAUGACCCCCGGGCACAUGGAAGCCCUGUUACAGUCCCUCGUGAUAGUCUUGCUUGGGUUCAAAUCCUUCUUAAGUGAACAGCUGGGCUCUGAGGUUUUGAACCUACUGACAGAUAAACAGUAUCAAUUGCUUUCAAAGAACCUUCGCAAGGCCAGAGAGUUGUUUGUUCAUGGCUUACCUGGAUCAGGGAAGACUAUCUUGGCUCUUAGGAUCAUGGAGAAGAUCAAGAAUGUGUUUCACUGUGAACCGGAAAACAUUCUCUACAUCUGUGAAAACCAGCCCCUGAGGAAGCUGGUGAGUUGCAGCACAAAGAAGAUCUGCCAGGCAGUGACCCGGAAAACCUUCAUGAAAAACGGCUUUGAACACAUCCAGCACAUUGUCAUUGAUGAAGCUCAGAAUUUCCGCACUGAAGAUGGGGACUGGUAUUCGAAGGCCAAGUUCAUCACUCAGACAGCAAGGGAUGGCCCAGGAAUUCUCUGGAUCUUUCUGGACUACUUUCAGACCAAUCACUUGAGUUGCAGUGGCCUCCCCCCUCCCUCCGAGCAGUUUCCAAGAGAAGAGAUCACCAGAGUGGUCCGCAAUGCAGAUCCAAUAGCCAGUUACCUACAACAGGUAAUGCAGGAAGUCAGAGAAAACCCUCCACCUAACCUCCCCCCCGGGGCCCUGGUGAUGCACCAUGAACCUAAGUGGGCUGAAGGUGUCCCAGGCAACUUAGAGAUUAUUGAAGACUUGAGCUUGGAGGAGAUCCUGAUUUACGUAGCAGAGAAGUGCCGUUUUCUCUUCAGGAAUGGUUAUUCUCCCAAGGAUAUUGCUGUGCUUUUCAGCAAAGCAGGUGAAGUGGAAAAAUAUAAAGACAAGCUUCUAACAGCAAUGAGGAAGAGAAAAAUGUCUCAGCUCAAUGAGGAAUCUGAUCCGUUCCUGCAGAUCGGGGACGCAUCGGAUAUUCUGGCCGAUCACAUUGUGUUGGACAAUAUCCGUCGAUUUUCAGGCCUGGAAAGAAACAUCGUGUUCGGAAUCAAUCCAGGAGUAGCCCAACCGGCUGGGGUCUACAAUCUUCUGCUCUGUUUGGCUUCUAGGGCAAAAAGACAUCUGUACAUUCUGAAGUCUCCUAUGUGAUAGGAGAACCCCAGCCUGAGAAACAAUUAAGUGGUUCUCAUCUCUAAUCAAAUCAUUUGAUCCAAACAUGUAAGCACACACUCGCUUAUUAAGUCACAUAUUCUUCUAGGUGCUGGGGAUUGAGGACGAAUCAAUGUAAGGUUUCUCCUUUUGGGCAGAGACAGACCACUGACAAGUACACAGAUAGACAAGCGGUUUCCCAUAGUAAAGAAUAUCAGUAAUUAGAGGACCCUGAGACUCAGAGAGAUGUGUGUGUGUGUGUGUGUGUGUGUGUGUGUGUGUGUGGGCAGAUGGAGGGAUGGGGUGGUUAUUUUGAGUGGUCAGGGAAGUGCUCAGGGAGCGAAGAACUUGUCAUGAAAAUAUCUGAGUGUGCCAGGCAGGCUCGGAUGUCUUUGUUAUUUUUAACAUGGCCAUGUGCAGAAAAGCUUAAACGGGACGUGCAAGCAGAAUGUGAAGGAUGGAGCGGGUAGCUCAUCUGGCCUUGUAGGGGCCAGGAACGGGCAAGACAUGUUUUGAAAUGUAAGAUCACAGGCUGUUUUUUGCAAGACCACAUUAGGUCACUUUAUUAUUUUCUGCUUUUGCUUUUAAUGGCAUUAGAUGGUUUUUGAUCACUAUAUUUUAAGAUACUUUCUGUGUGCCUUUUGGUUAUUUGGAAUCUGCUCCUUAGCUCUGCUUUUUUAUCCUUCUGGAGUAUCAUAGGUUACUACAAGAAAGAAAGACUGCCACAGUCCCCCAGUGAGGCACACUGUGUGUUAUUGACUGAUUUUAAGAUGACAGAGGACCUAGGAGGACGAGUGUAUUGGACUUGAAGGUUACAUUUUGUUUUUUCAUCUAAUUUAAUAAUCAACAAAAUGACAAAGUCAGUUGAAUACCUUACUUCUGCUAAGUCUUCAGGAUUUUAGCUAGUCUUUCAAAAGCCAUCGCUACAAUGGUGCAAAUUUCUCAUUUCCUGUGAGUCUCUAGAAAUUCUCUCAAUAUUGAAAGCCAACAAAUCCAUCUUUUUUGAGGGACAAAAACUAAAAAAUUCAAAGAGUUAAUUCUCUAUUCAAAACAGCAAGACCCUGCUAUUUCCCAAGAAUAAAGAAGUUUAAAAUUCUCAUUGUAAGAAGUAUGAACUUGAGGCUAGAAUUGGUUUAUUUCUGGCAGCUACUUACAAUAUUAAGAACUUUACUCUUUAAGACAAUCUCACAGGAAAGCAUGAAAUUAAUCUAUUGUGAAAUGUUGUUAUGACUAAUUUGAAUUAUACUGCAAAUCACUAGUAAGUAGAGAUAUAUUUAAGAUAAAAUGAUUAAUAUAACAAGUGGUAAUUCUGAAUAAAGAUCAGAAUAAAUCCACAUUACAGACUCUCCCUUUACCAAUAUGUAAAAGAGUGUGCAAAAUUAGUAAAAAUAUAGCCCCAAAUUUACCGGCAACAGAGAAGCAAAGAAUGGAGUUUUAACCUUACACUCUAAACAUCUAACAGAUAUGUAUGAAAAUUUAAAAAAUAGAAUAGGUUGGGCAUGGUGGCUCAUGCUUAUAAUUCCAGGACUUUAGGAGGCCAAGGUGGGAGGAUUAUUUGAGCCUAGGAGUUCAAAACCAGCUUGGGCAACAUAGUGAGACCCUAGCUCUCAAAAAUAAAUAAAUAAAUUUAGCUGGGCAUGAUGGUGAACACCUGGAGUCCCAUCUAUUCAGAAGGCUGAGGCAGGAAGAUCACUUGAGCUCAGGAGUCUGAGGUUACAGUGACCUGUGAUCCGACCAGCGCACUCCAGCCUGGGUGACAGAGCAAGCCCCUGUCUCUAAAAAAAAUAAA
This is a messenger RNA of Saimiri boliviensis boliviensis (Bolivian squirrel monkey), 4704 nucleotides long. RefSeq names its product schlafen family member 5. Lineage: Eukaryota; Metazoa; Chordata; Mammalia; Primates; Cebidae. The record is from RefSeq and is a predicted model, not a curated record.